This is a messenger RNA of Phlebotomus argentipes, 668 nucleotides long. It is a transcript of the gene awd, whose product is annotated as nucleoside diphosphate kinase. Gene Ontology annotation, molecular function: nucleoside diphosphate kinase activity. The record is from RefSeq and is a predicted model, not a curated record. NCBI's taxonomy places the organism in Eukaryota, Metazoa, Arthropoda, Insecta, Diptera, Psychodidae. The transcript has 2 exons. Gene Ontology annotation, biological process: CTP biosynthetic process; UTP biosynthetic process; GTP biosynthetic process. Bases 86 to 592 code for a protein of 168 amino acids.
UUGGCGCUGGCGUCGGUUUAUUAAUCGAUUGUCUAGGAAGUUUCCGGCUUUUCGUGUUUCUUGCCAUUCCGCCGCAGUUUAGUUUAUGAUCUGCACUGUUCUCGCUCUGUUGAAUUAUAUCAUCGACAGAAUGGCCGGCAACAAGGAACGCACCUUCAUCAUGGUGAAGCCUGACGGCGUCCAGCGUGGACUCGUCGGCAAGAUCAUCAAGCAGUUCGAACAGAAGGGCUUCAAACUCGUGGCCCUCAAGUUCAUGUGGGCCUCCAAGGAGCAUCUGGAGAAGCACUACGCUGACUUGAGUGCGCGUCCCUUCUUCCCGGGCCUUGUGACCUACAUGAACUCGGGCCCAGUGGUUCCCAUGGUCUGGGAGGGACUCAACGCUGUUAAAACCGGCCGCGUCAUGCUUGGCGCUACGAAUCCAGCGGAUUCCGCCCCCGGAACUCUUCGCGGUGACUUGUGCGUGCAAGUGGGCCGCAAUAUCAUCCACGGCUCGGACUCUGUGGAAUCGGCAAACAAGGAGAUCGCACUGUGGUUCACUGAGAAAGAGCUGGUCAGUUGGACUCCGGCUCUGGAGAACUGGGUGUACGAGUAAAUGGGGUCACCAGUGGAGCGAGAAACGUGCAGGACGUAUAAGAAAAGUGGAUUCUCAAUAAAGGAGUAUAAUUAAA